Periconia digitata is the source of this 1140-nucleotide messenger RNA. The record is from the annotation of a GenBank genome assembly. NCBI's taxonomy places the organism in Eukaryota, Fungi, Ascomycota, Dothideomycetes, Pleosporales, Periconiaceae.
AUGAGCCCGUUGGACUGGCGUACGAGCCUAGGUUUCUCUGCGAGACUGCUAGCAGUUACCAAGAUGCAAGUAAAGUACCAUCCAUCUCCAUGCACGUAUGCCACGGCUGGCGACGCCUCUGACCACUUCACAGAGCAGCCGCUUACCAGGUCUCUGAUCCAAGCACCCCAGCAGCCGAAGCACGUCGAUGAGGAUUAUGUACCAACUCCAGGCGGGCUCGACAUUGGCAACUAUCAAAAUGCCAUUUACCACAAGGAGGGUCUGUUCUCUGUCGUCUACAAAGCUGCCAUUUCACAAGGAGAGGGAUAUUUCCCUUCCAGCACACCCGGUGCCAAGCAACUGAUAGCAUUGAAAGUUACCACUCCCUCCACAAUGGAACCUCCGCACAACUCCAAGCGCGAAGCUCGGAUUUUGGAGAAGGCUGCAUCGCAGCACGUGAUACCCCUCGUGGAAGCCUUCCGUGAAGCCGGGGCGCGAUUCGUGCUCGUCUUUCCCUUUAUGCGGUUCGAUCUUCAUACCUUGCUACAAAAGAACAAAUUAUCCAAAGAGCAGGCUCGCUCCACCAUCAGGGACUUGUUCCUUGGCCUUGGGUUCAUACACGACAGAGGCAUCAUUCACAGAGAUGUGAAGCCUGCCAACAUCUUACUCAAAUCCCUAGACGGACCAGCCUACCUGACUGAUUUUGGUAUUGCGUGGGCUCCCAACGACGUGGAUUCGGAACCGGCCAAUUCCAAAAUCACAGAUGUUGGAACGACCUGCUACCGACCCCCUGAGCUCCUGUUUGGAAACAAAGCAUAUGGAUGCAGCCUUGAUAUGUGGGCUGCGGGGUGUACAGUCGCCGAAGCAGUCACGCCCGGACACGCAACAUUAUUCGAUUCCGGAGAGCUCGGUAGUGAUCUUGCUCUUAUUCAAAGCACAUUCAGCAAGCUAGGAACUCCAGAUCUGGAGGUAUGGCCGGCUGCUAGAUUUCCGGACUGGGGCAAAGUGCAGUUUUACGAAUACGCUCCCCAAGCAUGGUCGGACCUUUUGCCCGGCGCUUCCGGAGACGAGUGCGACUUGGUGAAGCAGCUGGUGCGGUAUGAAAGCGGACAGAGACUGAGUGCAGCGCAGGCUCUGGACCACGCUUACUUUGGACGAUGA